Closterium sp. NIES-65 is the source of this 3387-nucleotide messenger RNA. Lineage: Eukaryota; Viridiplantae; Streptophyta; Zygnematophyceae; Desmidiales; Closteriaceae. The record is from the annotation of a GenBank genome assembly.
AUGUCGGUGUGUGAUCUACGCUCCCCAGCGCAAACCUCUCCCAUCCACCUCACCUGCUUCGGCGGAGCCUCGGUGCCGAGCCUGCUCUUUCUCCCAGGCACGUUGCGCCUUGUACACCUAUUGGCCCCUCCCUCAGCAGCUGCUGCAGGGACCCUCCCUCAGAAGCUGGUGCUGGACCUUAAACCUUCUCUCACCGCUUCCUCCCCCUCCCUUCCGAUCCCUCCUCCUCCUGUCGCCCCAUGCCCUUCAGGUCAGGAGCAGGUGUUGGCAGCUGCUGCUGGGAACUCCGUUUUCCUUGUUGACAGGCGAAAGCAAGUCCAACUUACAGGUGGCUUUCUGCACCACUCUCAAUCUCUCCCUACCACCCUUCACCAGUUGGCAGUGGACCGUAAGGGCGACUUCCUGGCCGCUGCAGAUGAUUCAGGGCAGGUCAAGGUCAUCAGUCUCAUCAACCACUCGCUGCAUCGAACCCUUCGAGGCGUGCAUAGCUCGACUUUCCAGCUUCUCUCCUCUCUUCCUCUCCUUCUCUCCUCCUCUCCUCCUGUCUUCUUCUCGCUCCCUCCCCUCUCACUGAUUCUGCAUCUCACCGUUGCUCUGCUCCAUCUGUCUCCAAUCUUUCCUCUCUUCCUCUCCUCUCCUUCUUUCUCCUCCUCUCUCCCCUCCAUCGCCCUCCAGUGUUCUCAGCUGCUCUCGAGUGUACCUGGGCUCAAUGGGACUUUGCUUCUGUCCGAUCCGUCUUUUGAGUCGACUCAAAAGUUCUCUCGAGUGUACCUGGGCUCACUGGGACUUUGCUUCUGGCCGAUCCCUCUCUUAAUUUAUCCUCUUUCUGUGAUUCCCAGUCAGAAUCUCUCUCCCACUUCCUCCCUCCUCUCCUCCUCUCUCCCCUCCAUCGCCCUCCAGUGUUCUCAGCUGCUCUCGACUUGGGACUUCGCCUCUGGCCGACCCCUCCGCUCAGUCAACCUGUCAGCAGAUACCACCUCCCCCAGCCCGCCCUCCCCCAACACACCCUCCUCCGCCUUCUCGUCUCGCAUGUGCAAUCCUCCCUUCAUCCACUCUCUAUCUUGUGGGAUGCUGAUGCUGACGUGGAUGGUGAAGGGGAGAGGAGGGGGGGAGGAGGAGGAGGAGGAGGAGGAGGAGGAGGAGGAGGAGGAGGAGGAGGAGGAGGAGGAGGAGGAGGAGGAGGAGGAGGAGGAGGAGGAGGAGGAGGUGGUGGUGGGCAGGAAGAGAGAAGGAGGAGGAGUGGGGGCAGAGGCAGAGGCAGAGGCAGAGGUAGAGGAAGUGGAAGUCGUGGAGGAGGAAGACAGGGAAGAGGGGGAAGUGGACGGCCUAGGGAUGGCAUUGCUGCUGUUCCUGCAACGAUUGCAGAGGACUCAGAACUGGAUAACGAGGAAGCUUGUAACGGGGACAAUCGCGUUGCAGCAAAGGAAGAGGGGAAGGAGAGGCGGGGAAGGGAGGAGGAGGCGGAGGAGGGGAAGAGGAGGGGAGGUCGGCUACUUGUGUUUGGAGGACCAAUGGCGGCAGCAGCAGCAGGUGGUGCUGCAGCAGCUGCUACAGCCAGUUGUGGUGGAGAGAGUGGGGAAGGUGGGGAAAGCGGGGGAGGAAGUGGGGGGAGUGCUGAGAGAGGAGGAUGGGGAGGAGGAGGGGAAGGAGGGGCAAGAGAAGGAGGGAUGCGUGGUCAUUGCGCGUCAGUCGCUGCUAACAUUCUGUCGCUUUGCUCCCCCGUCCGCCCCUCUUCUCGCCUCUGGGGGAAACGACCGACUCGUGCUGCUCUGGGAUGUGGCACACGCACUCUCUCCCUCCUCCUCCUCUUCCUCCUAUCUCUCCUCCUCGCCCUCUUCUCCUGGUUCCUCCUCCUUUGCCUGUUCGCCCCGAGCUAGAGAGGCCAGUGAAGCGGAGAGUGCUGAUAGUGAGUCUGACUCAAACAAGGAUGAAGGGCGGAAAGCGGCAGGUGGGAGGGAAUCGUUGGCUCCACUCAUUCGCAUACAGCAUGGACGGAAGUCACCAGCAACCAUGGCUUCCCUCAUCGCUAAGACCCCCGUCGCAGCGCAGACGGCGACUCUGAAGUCGUCGUUCCUGGGCUCCAAGCCGCAGGCGAAGGCCGCGAGCGCUGCGCUGCCAGUGAAGAAGUCCGACCCGCGCGUGGUGUGCCAGGCUGAUGACCGUUGGGGUGCGCUGGGCCGCGAUAUGUCCGACGACCAGCAGGACAUCACCCGUGGCUAUGGCCUGGUCGAUGCCGCCUUCCAGGGUGCUCAAGGCAUUGGCACGCACAAGGCUGUUCUGUCGUCGUACGACUACGUCAGCCAAGGCCAAAGGAGCCUGCAGUGGGACAACACCAAGGACGGCUACUACAUCGCUCCCGCGUUCAUGGACAAGGUCGUCGUGCAUCUUGCCAAGAACUUCAUGAAGCUACCCAACAUCAAGGUGCCGCUCAUCCUGGGAGUGUGGGGAGGCAAGGGUCAGGGCAAGACAUUCCAGAUGGAGCUCAUCUUCGCCAAGCUCGGCAUCAACCCCAUCAUGAUGAGCGCGGGAGAGCUGGAGUCCGGGAAUGCCGGCGAGCCCGCGGCGCUGAUUCGGCAGCGGUACCGCGAGGCGUCGGACGUGAUCAAGAAGGGCAAGAUGUGCUGCCUCUUCAUCAACGACCUCGACGCGGGCGCGGGCCGCAUGGGCGGUACGACGCAGUACACGGUGAACAACCAGAUGGUCAACGCCACGCUCAUGAACAUCGCCGAUAACCCCACCAACGUGCAGCUGCCCGGCAUGUACAACAAGGACGAGAUCCCCCGCGUGCCCAUCAUCGUGACGGGCAACGACUUCUCAACGCUGUACGCGCCGCUGAUCCGCGACGGGCGCAUGGAGAAGUUCUACUGGGCGCCCACGCGCGACGACCGCAUUGGCGUGGCGCAGGGCAUCUUCCGCCUCGACGGUGUCCCUGAGCAGGACGUUGUGACCCUUGUCGACACCUUCCCCGGCCAGUCCAUCGAUUUCUUUGGUGCCCUGCGCGCGCGUGUGUAUGAUGACGAGGUGCGCAAGUGGGUGGGCAAGAUUGGUGUGGACCAGGUCUCAAAGCACCUCGUCAACUCGCGGACGGGCCCGCCGAAAUUCGACCAGCCGAACAUGAACCUGGAGACGCUGCUGGCGUACGGCAACAUGCUGGUGAAGGAGCAGGAGAACGUCAAGCGUGUGCAGCUCGCCGACACCUACCUUGCAUCGGCCGCUCUGGGUGAUGCCAACCGCGACCAGAUGGAGCAGGGAACCUUCUUUGAAGGUGGCUAUGCCCAACAAGUGGGAGUGCCGGUGCCAUCAGGCUGCUCUGAUCCCAACGCUGUUAACUACGACCCCACCGUCCGCAGCGACGACGGCAGCUGCGUCUAUGACUUCGCCCAAUAA